AUGAAGGCUUUACAGCCACCACCACUCGAUGCAGUAAUUGAAGCGGAGCAUACAUUAAAAGAAAUGAAGGCGCUGGACAAAAACGACGAACUAACUCCCCUUGGAUUUAUUCUUGCUCGGCUUCCAAUCGAACCGCGUUUGGGGAAAAUGUUGAUAUUUGCUUGUGUCUUUAAUCUGGGUGGAGCAGCUGCUGUUCUUACGUCUACCGCAAGUCUUGGUUGUGAUCCAUUUCUAUUGCCUCCGGACCACCGGAGACUCACAAAUCACCAACGAUCAUUUGCAGCCGAUUAUUCAAGUGAUCAUUUAGCUGGUUUAAAUGUUUUUCAAGUGUGGGCAACUGAACGUGCUCGUCGAGGUGAUGAGUCAGCAGAUCUGUUUUGUGACCAACAUGGAUUCAAUAGCUCUGCAUUACGAAUUAUUGAUGAUGCUGCAAACCAACUUAGAACUAUCCUCAUUAAAUUAGGCUUCCCUGAAGAGUCAUUGUCUGAUGCACCAGUUAAUUUCAAUGUAAAACACAAUAUCGACUGCGAUAUAAUCAGUACAUUACUUGUGUCUGGUUUGUAUCCAAAUAUCUGCUUCCAUUCAGAUAAACGCAAAUUACUCACAACUGAAGGUACUUUAGCACUUAUACACAAAGGUUCUGUCAAUUGCAUAAAGGACAUCAAGUUCACUUAUCCAUUUUUUGUUUUCGAUGAAAAAAUUCGUACUCAGGCCGUUUCUUGUAAAGGUCUCACAAUGGUAAAUCCAAUCCAGUUAAUGCUUUUUGGUUGCCGCUCUGCUGUCUGGAAGGCUGAUGAUUCUAAUGAUAAGGGAACAGUUGUUAUUGAUGACUGGAUUCCUUUCCGUAUGAGCUUCUCUUCCGCCGCCCGGAUUUUCUCUUUUCGCCCGGCUUUGGAGGCAUUACUUGUCCGAACCUGCUUACGACCAGAAGGUGUUACCGAUCUUCGAGAAGAGGAUCAGCGUGUUAUUGAUGUAUUGCGUCAAUUAUGUUCACCAGAAGCAUUAAACCCAAAUGCUAGUUUCGAAAGUAUAAACAACUUUGAUUCUCCACCGAGGAAAAGGUUCGUUACAUCCGGGAAUCAACCAUUACUCUCUGGUCGAUCACAUCGUAAUAAAGGCUAUGAAGAUUCAUACUCAGAUAAACAAGGUUUUGGUCGCUAUGCUAAUUGUCCCAAUCGUUUUAUGGAUUCAGAUCAGGCGUACGAUAGUCAAUUUAGUUUUAUGCAAGACCCUCAUCCACAAUUUUCCAAUCAGCGAUAUGAUCAAGUACCUAUCAACCGAUUUCCUGGGAACUACAUGGGUCCAAGAUCAUUUGGUGCUAAUAAUGUAGGAAAUAAUUUUAAUGGGCCAACAUGGAACCCCUAUGGUGCACCAGCCUAUGGUGGAUACCCUUAUCAACAGCAACAGUUUACAAAUGAUCGGCCUAUGCACCCAAGUCAAAGGCCGUCAAUUAGACCCCAUUGGAGUGUCCGUUACUAG
Messenger RNA from Schistosoma turkestanicum, 1479 nucleotides. The record is from the annotation of a GenBank genome assembly. NCBI's taxonomy places the organism in Eukaryota, Metazoa, Platyhelminthes, Trematoda, Strigeidida, Schistosomatidae.